AUGAUCGUCGACGGCUGGAGAGACAGGCUGCCAUCCAUUGAAGAUGAAGAUCCUGAUAACCAACAGAAUCUGUCGUUACCCAGCGAGGAUGACACCUAUUACCAGAGUGUCACCAUGAGGCUAUCGUUUAUUAAGCUGGGGAGCGUUGUCCUUCUAGGUGCGGGUUUUGCCGUACUUCUAUUUAUCAUGCAUCGAGGUGAAGAUAGAUAUGAACCACCCACUCGGAACAAAACGGAACAUAAACCUGUCCUUCCAUCCCGCCUCACUGUUUCUCCGACUGAGAUAGAAAAUCUUGUGAGGCUCCCACAAUGCCAGGAGAACAAAACGGUGGAAAGUAUCAAAGAUUUUUCAAAACUACCAGCACAUAUUCAGGAUUUCAUGCGGUAUAGCCAUUGCAGGAGCUUUCCCAAGAUCCUUGACUCGCCAAACAAGUGUGGAGGUGCAGCAGCGUCAAAAGACAUCUUCCUUCUACUUGCCAUAAAAUCUUCUCCAUCUAACUACGAAAGAAGAGCUAUAAUCCGUCAGACAUGGGGGAAGGAAACCAGUUAUGGAGGUGCUCAUGUGAGAAGAAUUUUUAUCUCUGGAACUUCAAAAAAUGAGGGUGAAGACGAACAUUUAAGACAACUUCUGAAAAUUGAGAGUACAAAAUAUGGUGAUAUCCUACAGUGGGACUUUCAUGACACCUUUUUUAACCUGACACUGAAACAGUUCCUAUUCCACAUUUGGCUGGAUAAAUACUGUCCAGGAGCAAACUUUAUUUUUAAUGGAGAUGAUGAUGUAUUUGUCAACAUCUUUAAUGUCGUCACCUACCUACGUAGUUAUGAAGCAGAUAGGCACCUUUUUGUAGGUCAGCUGGUAGAGCAUGUUGGACCUAUUCGUGAUUCUGGAAGCAAAUAUUAUGUACCAGAACAACUUACUACUUCUACCUACCCAAGUUACUGUGCAGGUGGAGGAAUUGUCAUGUCCAGUUAUACUGCCCAUGCCAUCCACAAUCAAUCUCAGGACAUCCAGUUCUUCCCUAUUGAUGAUGUUUAUCUAGCCAUGUGUCUUGCAAAGGCUGGCCUUGUCCCAACCUCACACACGGGCAUGAGGACAGGGGGAGUGCAAGAACCUCACGCCAAACAGGAUUCAUACAAUCCUUGUUAUUAUAAAGAACUUUUAGUGGUUCAUCGUUUUAUACCAUAUCAGAUGUUAGUCAUGUGGAAGGCAAUUCAAGAUCCUCAUCUUAAAUGCGCCAAGACAUUUUUCAUGUAG
This is a messenger RNA of Bufo gargarizans (Asiatic toad), 1254 nucleotides long. RefSeq names its product N-acetyllactosaminide beta-1,3-N-acetylglucosaminyltransferase 3-like. The coding region runs from base 1 to 1254 and encodes 417 amino acids. NCBI's taxonomy places the organism in Eukaryota, Metazoa, Chordata, Amphibia, Anura, Bufonidae. Gene Ontology annotation, cellular component: membrane. Gene Ontology annotation, molecular function: hexosyltransferase activity. The transcript has 3 exons. The record is from RefSeq and is a predicted model, not a curated record.